AUGGCUCGCAUCACGGCAUCCCUCCUCGUCGCCGCCGGCCUGGCCCUUUCCGCCAAUGCGCAAGCUCCCGUCUGGGGACAGUGCGGCGGUACCGGGUGGACAGGCUCGACCAGCUGUGCCUCGGGAGCUUAUUGCGCUUACCAGGAUGCUUGGUACUACCAAUGCGUCCCCGGAACGGCGCCGGCGGUUUCGUCCACCAAAGCCACCAGCGUCCCGGCCCCGACUCCCACAUCGAGCCCGUCCCCUUCCGGACUGAAGUACUUGAUCACGUUCGGAGAUUCGUACUCCCAAACAGGCUUCAACAUCAACUCCACAAAGCCCAACCCCCAGAAUCCCCUCGGCAACCCAGCCCUGCCCGGCAAUACCGCCUCGGGCGGUCUCGACUGGGUCGGCUUCAUGGUGACGCAGUUCAACGCAUCCCUGACCUACUCAUACAACCUAGCCUACGGCGGCGCUACCACGGACGCGAGCCUCAUCGCCCCCUACGCGAGCACCGUGCUCAGCUUCAUCGACCAGGUCGCCGAGUUCAAACGCAGCCUGGCCGCCAAGCCGACUUGGGCACCGUGGACGGCGGAGAAUACCCUUGUGGGCGUGUGGAUAGGCGUCAACGACGUCGGGAACGCAUUCCAGCUUUCGAACCGCGAGGCGUUGCUUGUGCAGGUCCUGGAGCGGUACUUUGAGCAGUUGCAGAUCCUGUACGAUGCCGGCGUGAGGAAGUUUCUUGUGCUUGGUGUUCCGCCAACCCAAAAGACCCCUCUCAUGCUCGCCAACGGCGCCGCCUCCAACGCCCUGCUCGUCGCGGCCAUUGAGCAGUAUAACGGUCUGAUUGCCAGUCAUCUUGCCGCCUUCAAGGCGAAGAACGCGGGCAUCACGUCCUGGCUCGUCGAUACCACCCCUGCGUUUGACAAGGCCAUCAACAACCCUACCGCCUACGGCGCGCCCGACGCGACGUGCUACAAUGCCGAUGGCGUCAGCUGCUUGUGGUUCAAUGACUACCACCCGGGGGUGCAGAUUCAGAAGCUUGUGGCCCAGGCUGUUGCGGCGGCUGUUGGUGCGCCGUGGUUUACUUCAUAG
Colletotrichum orchidophilum is the source of this 1074-nucleotide messenger RNA. Its product is annotated as fungal cellulose binding domain-containing protein. Gene Ontology annotation, cellular component: extracellular region. Bases 1 to 1074 code for a protein of 357 amino acids. Gene Ontology annotation, biological process: carbohydrate metabolic process. Gene Ontology annotation, molecular function: hydrolase activity, acting on ester bonds; cellulose binding. The transcript is spliced from 5 exons. The record is from RefSeq and is a predicted model, not a curated record. NCBI's taxonomy places the organism in Eukaryota, Fungi, Ascomycota, Sordariomycetes, Glomerellales, Glomerellaceae.